Funneliformis caledonium is the source of this 1188-nucleotide messenger RNA. Lineage: Eukaryota; Fungi; Glomeromycota; Glomeromycetes; Glomerales; Glomeraceae. The record is from the annotation of a GenBank genome assembly.
AUGAGAAAUCCUUUAUUGACAUUAAUGCAAAAUAACUCAAGUUAUGGAAUGUCUGACCUCAAGGGUAAAUUUUUUGAUUCAGACGAUAAUAUCAAGGACUAUAUUGACGAGGUACCACUUCGCAAAAGGAAAGCAGAAGAUUUGGACAAAGGAAAUGAGAACCAAGCCAAAAAGGGAAAACUAAUUCAACUUGAACAUGAUGAGAGUUAUGUACGAUACUAUAUAACUGGCAACUCAGGUAUUAGUAAGACAUAUUUCAGAAGAUUAAUGUUAAUCGAGCUUCUUAAACAAGGUAAGCAAGUCCUGAUAGACUAUAUGGGGUUCACAGCAUUAAUUGAUCUCAAGGAUUCCAACAAUUUCUUAAUAGAGUUGGAAAAUGAAUACGAGUUCAGAAAAUUUGUACAACAAAAGCAUGUAUGGUGUAUAAUCGAUGGAGUAAGUCCUAAAGUGAACCAUGAUUUUGAUAGAGGAAAGAUUAUUUUAGUAUCUUCGCCUAAAAAAGAAAUAAUUGGAGGUUUCAUGAAACAUCAGAGAUGCAAACAAUUCAAUAUGCCAACAUGGGAAGAGUUAGAGGUUAAUGAAUAUUGUAAUUAUUUAUCUAAACCUCUGGUGUCAGUGAAGGAAAAGUUUAGAUUAUGUAGUGGAAUUGUGAGGUUGAUUUUUGAUCACAAGAUAACACUGGAAGAUCUUAAAGAUAAUAUUGCAAGCGUAGUAACAUCAGUUAAUUCAAAUAUACUCUCUUAUCAAAGCCAAAUUAUGAAAGAAAUGGGAAGUCUCUGUAGACAAUUGUUUGAAAUGUUAUGUCAUGUGAUUCUUCGUAGUAGUAAGGAUUUCCUAGUAUGUGAACUUCUAAAUGUGCGUGUUAAAACUAAAAACUUUAGAAUCCUAGAAGAGGAGUUUUACGAUAAAGUUCCAGAGAUUAAUGGAAAUGAAAACUGUUAUUAUCGACUAUAUAGCAAGACUAGUAAAAGCGUUGAUAGUUACAUCCAUUCUAAUCAAUUAUUACAAAUAACAGUUGCCAAGAAACAUGAAAUCAAGCAAAAAAGGAUAAAGAAUCUCAAGAGUAUCUUGAAUAAAUCGAAUGAAAUUUAUUUAUACUUUGCAGUUUCAAAAGAUAAUUUUGAUUCAUUCACUAAGAAACAGAAUUACUUAGAGAAAAAAAAGAAAGCAGUAGAUGUUAAAGAUUGA